AAAAAAUAAUAAUACUAUUACAGGAGGCGGGAGCAGUCAACUGUUAACCCACUUUUAAAGGAAAAUGAAAAACAAAAAUGGAAAUUCAGAAAAAUGGUAGAUAAAGAGGACCUUCAAAUUGAUCCAUUAAUAUCGAUCAAAUUUCUCUCUAGAUGUCUUUCAUUGAAAUCGAUCGCUUCAGCUUUUGAGCUAUCAAUUUCAAACAAGAUUCAAUGGCGACGAGUGUGGAGUGUUGUUCAACGCAACUUAUUGAUGGAGAUGGCUCAUUCAAUGUUACUGGAAUAGAAAAGUUAAUCAAGGAAGUCAAACUUAAUGAAUGUGGGCUGUCCUAUGCUGUGGUUUCCAUCAUGGGACCACAGAGCAGCGGUAAAAGCACACUGUUAAAUCAUUUGUUUCAUACCAAUUUCAGAGAAAUGGAUGCAUUUAAGGGAAGGUCUCAAACCACGAAAGGUAUAUGGAUGGCAAAAUGCAAUGGUAUAGAGCCUUGCACUGUAGUAAUGGAUUUGGAGGGUACUGAUGGAAGAGAACGUGGGGAGGAUGACACAGCAUUUGAGAAACAAAGUGCACUCUUUGCACUAGCGGUUUCUGAUAUAGUACUCAUAAACAUGUGGUGUCAUGAUAUUGGACGUGAGCAAGCUGCAAACAAGCCUCUUCUUAAGACUGUAUUCCAGGUCAUGAUGAGAUUGUUUAGUCCCCGCAAAACAACAUUGAUGUUUGUCAUCCGUGAUAAAACAAGGACACCACUGGAAAAUUUAGAACCUGUUCUGAGAGAAGACAUUCAGAAGAUAUGGGACUCAGUUCCUAAGCCUGAAGCACAUAAGGAAACUCCAUUAAGUGAAUUUUUCCAUGUUGAGGUUGUUGCACUUUCUAGUUAUGAAGAAAAGGAAGAGCUAUUUAAAGAGCAGGUUGCUAAUUUGAGACAACGAUUCUUCCACUCCAUUGCGCCGGGGGGACUUGCUGGAGAUAGGAGGGGAGUGGUACCUGCUUCAGGGUUCUCUUUUAGUGCACAAGAGAUCUGGAAAGUCAUUAAGGAGAAUAAGGACCUCGACCUUCCAGCCCAUAAAGUCAUGGUGGCUACUGUACGUUGCGAAGAAAUUGCCAAUGAAAAGUUCAAUUCUUUCACUGAAUGUGAGAGUUGGUGUCAGUUAGAAGAAGCCUCAAGGUCUGAUCUUGUUUCUGGCUUUGGGAAGAAGCUGAAUUCACUUCUCCACACUUCUCUAACUAAGUAUGAUUCAGAAGCCACAUUUUUUGAUGAAGGGGUGAGAUCCUUAAAGCGAAAACAGCUUGAAGAAAAACUGCUCCAACUUGCACAACCAGCCCACCAAGCCAUUCUAGGACAUUUAAGGUCUGGAACUCUUGAAAAAUUUAAGGAAGCAUUUGAGAAGGCUUUGAAUGGAGGGGAGAAGUUUUCUGUGGCUGCUCGUAACUGCACUGAAUCUUACAUGGCUCUGUUUGAUGAGGGAUAUCAAGAUGCUUUUGUUGAGCUAGCAAAUUGGGAUUCUUCUAAAGUCAGGGAAAAGCUACGUCGUGAUAUUGAUGCACAUGUUGCUUCUGUCCAAGCUGCUAAGCUUGCAGAGCUUACUUCAUCAUACGAGGUAAGGGUGAAAGAGGCAUUAUAUGGACCUGUUGAAUCACUAUUUGAUGGAGCUAAUAAUGAGACCUGGCUCUCAAUAAGGAACCUUCUCCGGUGUGAAACUGAAUCAGCUGUCCGUGGACUGUCCAGUGCCCUCUCUGGUUUUGACCUGGAUGAAAAUGCCAGGGGCAAGAUGAUAACGGGUCUAGAGGAUUACGCCAAAGGAGUUAUUGAAACAAAAGCUAGAGAAGAAGCUGGAAGGGUAGUGGUCCGUAUGAAGGACAGGUUUUCAAAUUUGUUUGCUUAUGAUGCUGAUUCAAUGCCACGGGUUUGGACUGGGAAAGAAGAUAUUCGAUUCAUAACUAAAACAGCUCGAGUUGAAUGCUUGAAACUACUAUCCGUUAUGGCCGCAAUCCGGUUGGAUGAUACUGCUGAUAAUAUCGAGAAAAUACUAUUUACUGCCUUGUUGGAUCCGAGCAGUAGUGCUGCUGCGAUUAAGAGCAAUAAAGCAGGUGAUCCACUGGCCUCGAGCACUUGGGAUCAGAUCCCUCCCUCCAAGACAAUGAUCACACCUGUCCAGUGCAAGACGCUGUGGCGGCAAUUUAUGACUGAGACCGAGUACAGUGUCACUCAGGCCAUUUCUGCUCAGGAAGCCAACAGGCGUAGCAACAACUGGUUGCCACCUCCAUGGGCAAUUGUUGCCUUGCUGAUCUUGGGAUUUAAUGAAUUUAUGACUGUUCUAAGAAAUCCUUUAUAUCUGGGUCUCAUCUUUGUGGGUUACCUAGUAAUAAAGGCUGCAUGGGUGCAGCUCGACAUUCCGGGUCAAUUCCGUUACGGCAUUCUAGCGGGGAUUCUGUCCAUAUCUACCAAAUUAAUUCCCACCAUCAUGAACAUUCUCCGAAAAUUAUCCGAGCCAGCUCCCGUGGCCGCCACCGGAGCUAACAACCCUCCAAGACACCUGACUGCAGCUACAAAAGCGCUCGAAAACGGAAGCAUCAGGUCUUCAACUGCUUCAUCAGGAAACAAGACUGAAUACUCCGGCCACAACAAAGAACAAUAAUUUAUUAGACUAGAAACACGUUGUUCCGAGUUCCGAAUAUGCCGGUUUUGCUCUCACUUUCAUGGCAGGCCUUUCGUUACUAUGAUCUUUUACGAUACAUGAAAAUAUAUGAAGUCUCCCGAGAAUGUUGAGAGUUUUAACACAUCUUGAAAACGGCAUAUAAUUUUUUAUGCAUAGUGCCACAGUAUUGCUUUAGUGCCCUCAUUAAAUAGGUACUUCUGGUCUCUCCUAAGUCUAGUUUCAAUGGCCAAGUUAUAUAAGGAUUUAUAUAUAUUUUUACC
Molecule: messenger RNA, 2914 nt
Organism: Gossypium arboreum
Lineage: Eukaryota; Viridiplantae; Streptophyta; Magnoliopsida; Malvales; Malvaceae
Product: protein ROOT HAIR DEFECTIVE 3-like
Exons: 23
Coding region: 213-2633 (806 amino acids)
Biological process (GO): endoplasmic reticulum membrane fusion
Cellular component (GO): endoplasmic reticulum
Molecular function (GO): GTPase activity; GTP binding
Source: RefSeq, a predicted model, not a curated record